Molecule: messenger RNA, 3373 nt
Organism: Antechinus flavipes (yellow-footed antechinus)
Lineage: Eukaryota; Metazoa; Chordata; Mammalia; Dasyuromorphia; Dasyuridae
Gene: VPS50
Product: VPS50 subunit of EARP/GARPII complex
Exons: 28
Coding region: 178-3069 (963 amino acids)
Biological process (GO): endocytic recycling; retrograde transport, endosome to Golgi
Cellular component (GO): EARP complex
Molecular function (GO): SNARE binding
Source: RefSeq, a predicted model, not a curated record
AUCGCUGCGGGUCACGUGAGCGCCCACCAUGGCUUCCUGGUGCGGCUCGGGCCGAGGCGGGCGCGCGGCCUGACCCGAGACCCCAGAGCUGUUCCCCCCCACCCCCCCUCCCCGAUCCAGCCGCGGAGCCUCGUCCGCCUCCUUUCCUGCCCCCCUCCGCCCCGCCCCGCCCCCACCAUGCAGAAGAUCAAGUCCCUCAUGGCCCGCCAGGGUCUCAAGAGCCCCCAGGACAGCGUGGGCGAGCUGAGCCCCAUCGAGAACCUGCGGCUGCCCAGCAAGGAAGAGCUGCGAGAGCUUCGGGAACAGCCCAUCGACCCCCAAGCCCAACAAGAAAUCAUCAACAGCAUCGAGGACGUGUACUUCUCGACCGACUCGUUUGACAUCGUGAAGUAUGAGAUGGAGAAGCUUCCUCCUGUUCUCAAUCUGCAAGAAUUGGAGGCCUACAGAGACAAGCUGAAGCAGCAGCAGGCCGCCGUCUCCAAGAAAGUUGCAGAUUUGAUCCUUGAAAAGCAGCCUGCGUAUGUCAAGGAGCUCGAAAGAGUGACCUCGCUGCAGACCGGCCUCCAGCUGGCGACCGUCAUCUGCACCAAUGGAAGAAGGCACUUGAACGUGGCCAAGGAGGGUUUUACUCAGGCCAGCCUGGGCCUCCUGGCCAACCAGAGGAAGCGGCAGCUGCUGGUGGGCCUGCUGAAGUCCCUGCGGACCAUCAAGACGCUGCAAAGGACGGACGUGCGCUUGAGCGAGAUGCUGGAGGAGGAAGAUUACCCCGGGGCCAUCCAGCUUUGCCUGGAGUGUCAGCAGGCGGCCAGCACCUUCCGGCACUACAGCUGCAUCAGUGAGCUGGACUCCAAGCUGCAGGACACCCUGGAGCAGAUCGAGGAGCAGCUGGACGUGGCGCUGUCCAAAAUCUGCAAGAACUUCGAUGUGGCGCAUUACACCAAGGUGCAGCAGGCCUACCGGCUGCUGGGGAAGACGCAGACCGCCAUGGACCAGCUGCACAUGCACUUCACCCAGGCCAUCCACAACACCGUGUUCCAGGUGGUCCUGGGCUACGUGGAGCUCUGUGCUGGCAACACGGACACCAAGUUCCAGAAGCUCCAGUACAAGGACCUCUGCACGCACGUGACGGCCGACAGCUACAUCCCGUGCCUGGCCGACCUCUGCAAAGCCUUGUGGGAAGUCAUGCUCAGCUACUACAGGACCAUGGAAUGGCACGAGGCACAUGACAAUGAGGGCGUGACCAAGGCUGAGGGUGGCGGUGCGGCCGGGCCCGACGAGAGCAAUUUUGACCGCAGUUACGUGAAGAAGAAACUGGAACACGGACUGUCGCGGAUAUGGCAGGAUGUCCAACUCAAAGUGAAAACCUACUUGUUUGGGACAGACAUGUCGACCUUCAAGUACGACGACUUCAUCUUUGUCUUGGACAUAAUCAGCAGGCUGAUGCAGGUGGGCCAGGAGUUCUGCGGCAGCAGGUCCGAGGUUCUGCAGGAGUCCAUCCGCAAGCAGAGCAUCAACUACUUCAAGAACUACCACAGAACGCGCCUGGACGAGCUGAGGAUGUUCCUGGAGAACGAGACCUGGGAGCUGUGCCCCGUGAAGUCCAGCUUCAGCAUCCUGCAGCUCCACGAAUUCAAGUUCAUGGAGCAGUCGCGGUCGCCGUCCGUGUCCCCGAGUAAGCAGCCGGCCUCCGCGGCCUCCACGGCCUCCACCCUGUUUGAGCAGUACAGCGGCGGGGGGAACCCCUUCGAGAUUCAGGCCGACGGCAAAGACGAGGAGACGGAGGACGUCCUGGCCUCCAACGGGUACGAGUCGGACGAGCCCGAGAAGAGCGCGUACCAGGACUACGACAGCGACAGCGACGUCCCGGAGGAGCUGAAGCGAGACUACGUGGACGAGCAGACCGGGGACGCCCCCGUGAAGAGCGUUUCACGAGAAACCUUAAGGAGCCGGAAGAAGUCAGACUACAGCCUGAACAAGGUCAACGCCCCCAUCCUGACCAACACCACGCUGAACGUCAUCCGGCUGGUGGGGAAAUACAUGCAGAUGAUGAGCAUGCUCAAGCCCAUCGCCUUCGACGUGGUCCACUUCCUGUCUCAGCUCUUUGACUACUACCUCUACGCCGUCUACACCUUCUUUGGCCGCAACGACUCGCUGGAGUCGACAGGCCUGGGCCUGAGCAGCAGCCGCCUGCGGACCACCCUGAACCGGAUCCAGGAAAGCUUGAUUGACCUGGAGGUUUGCGCGGACUCCACGGGUGCCCUCACGGCAGGUGAGGAGAGGAAGGAGAAGGUGCCGAGUCCACACCUCAGUCACCUCGUGGUCCUGACGUCCGGGGACACGCUGUACGGGCUGGCAGAGAGAGUUGUCGCCACGGAGUCCUUGGUCUUCCUGGCUGAGCAGUUUGAGUUCCUGCAGCCCCACUUGGACGCCGUGAUGCCGGCGGCUAAGAAGCCCUUCCUGCAGCAGUUUUAUUCUCAGACGGUCUCGACCGCCAGCGAGCUGCGCAAACCCAUCUACUGGAUCGUGGCGGGCAAGGCCAUCGACUACGAGCAGAUGCUGCUGCUGAUGGCCAGCGUCAAGUGGGACGUGAAGGAGAUUAUGUCCCAGCACAACGUCUACGUGGACACUUUGCUGAAGGAGUUUGAGCAGUUUAACUGGCGGCUGAGCGAGGUGUCCAAGAGGGUCCGAAUCCCCCUGCCCGUGUCCAAUAUCCUCUGGGAGCACUGCAUACGGCUGGCCAACAGGACGAUUGUGGAGGGGUACGCCAACGUGAAGAAGUGCAGCAACGAGGGCCGGGCCUUGAUGCAGCUGGACUUCCAGCAGUUCCUCAUGAAGCUGGAGAAGCUGACGGACAUCCGGCCCAUCCCGGACAAGGAGUUCGUGGAGAUCUACAUCAAGGCCUACUACCUGACGGAGAACGACAUGGAGCGCUGGAUCAAGGAGCACCGGGAGUACUCGUCCAAGCAGCUGACCAACCUGGUGAACGUCUGCCUGGGCUCGCACAUCAACAAGAAGGCGCGGCAGAAGCUCCUGGCGGCCAUUGACGACAUUGACCGGCCCAAGAGAUAGUGAGCGCCGCUGCGGGGCCUCCCGCUCCCGGCCCCUCCCCCCGUGCCGAUCCCGCCCGGGACCACCCCGCGCAGGCGCCCGACCCCGCGUAUGCUUCUGCCCCGUUGGCUGCUCCCCCGAGUGAUUUGACUCCCCGUCCUGCUCCCGGUUUCAAUUGUCCCCUUUCCCGAGAACGCGCGGUGAAGUCAGGCGGGCGCGCGCAGUCUCGUGGCCGCGCCUGCGGCGGUCACGCGCGGUGCCGGGGCGCCCUCUGGGGGCUCGAGAAAGGACCCAUUUUGUGAGCGCCAAUAAACGCUGUCGCCGA